Exophiala mesophila is the source of this 5448-nucleotide messenger RNA. RefSeq lists its product as uncharacterized. NCBI's taxonomy places the organism in Eukaryota, Fungi, Ascomycota, Eurotiomycetes, Chaetothyriales, Herpotrichiellaceae. The transcript is spliced from 2 exons. The record is from RefSeq and is a predicted model, not a curated record. Bases 499 to 4920 code for a protein of 1473 amino acids.
GUAGUAGAAAAACAGUUCAUCAUCAUCAUUAUUGAUUGUUGAACUGGCGCAUAAGUCAUUGCCUACAACACCUGCAGAACAAGCUCUAGCUGCGGUCUCGCCCAAGUUAGUGUCCUUCCUUCUCCAGCUUCCUACUCAUCCAUCUUCAACUUCCCUUGUCUCCCGGCAGCUUUGAACCACGCCACGGGUACUCUGUCCAAAACCCUCGUCGCUCCAUUCCCUCACAAUUCAACUUUCUUUCAACUCCUUCCUUUAUUUCAUCACUUAAUUCCCAAAACCCUUGUCAACAGGAUCGAGCUUUUGCAACAGAGGUUCGCUUUCGACCUGCACAGAAAUGGGGGACGAUUUUUACACGUUCGCCCGCCCUGCAGCUACCCGAUAACAACGUCACUCGACACCAUCUACGCUUUCUUCUGCACCACGUCUGACAAUUCUACAAAGCCACCUGUUCUUGGACUUUCCCAUUGAUCGCAAUUCAACGCACUCCAUUUGACAACCAUGAGUCUUUUUCACCGGCGCAGCCGGUCGGCCUCGGCCUCUCGGCCCCAGACGCCAGCUUCCGCCUCAGCUCACAUGGCGGCCACCCAGGCAUUUCUGGCGAAUCGUACCUCUCAGGCAAACCUCUCGGCCACCGCUGCUGCUGCCGCCUUGAGAAACCUGACGCCAACCCCAACGCCUGUGGAACAGGUCCAAACUAAGCGUAUGAUUCAGAAACAGGCGUCCUUAUCCAACAUUUCUACCUCAGCUCGAGGGCGAAGAGGUGGUCUCCAGAGGCAGAGUAGUCACUCGUCCAUGACAGAGCGAACCUUCCGAACGCCAUCGCCUUCACCUUCCAGACAAUCUUUACGUCCAGAACCUCUUCCUCAUCCGCCUGUCCCGCGAGUUCCUGAAGAUUAUACAACCAGCCCAACGACCGUCCCAAAACCAAAGAAGUCGAAACAGCGGCCUGCUAGUCACGCUGGCCCUCCUCCACCAUCGAAACAGGUCAAUCCUAUAGCAGCUCCGGGACGGACCGAUCUUUCGUACCAGCAGCCUGCAUCUCCCUUGGUGCGGCGACCUAAUGACCUCGAAAGGACAGACAGCAGAAACUCCAUCAAUUUCUCAAGACCUCUCUCGCCCCGACCGCAGUCCCCCAUUCCCCAAUCCUCUCCGGUCAGCCAACCACCUGCGAUGAACGGUGACCGGUUUCCACCAAAUGCUGCUGCCGCCAUAUCGCUCAAACAAGCCGAAGACAUUCAAUAUGGGCUGUCGCAAGCCGCGAAUCAGCCAGUCAAGAAGAAGAAAAAGAAGGUUGCCGGCCACGCGGCCGAGGGUAGCCAUCUCCACGAGGGCACAAUGGCCAGUAGGCCAGUAGUCACGCCUCUCGAACCUGGCCCGGAAAGACAACAAUCACCUGCGUAUCAAGACAGUGAGCUCCAGGCUCCGAUCAAGAAGAAAAAGAAGAGGCGGGCGGAGUUGACUGGAGAAAGCUCGCACUUUCCCUCCACCGAGGUUCCGCGCACGGAUUCAGACUCGGAUUCUAACAUUGACCGAAACAAGGAAAAAAGAGCCCAAAGAGCCUCCGGGACUUUGCAAAAACAGCCGUCGAUUGUCAAAGAGGACUGGGAAGGUGAACAGCAGGAGCAAGUUGAACCUCAGACCACCAAGCCGGCGUCCGCCUCGGAUCCUACUACCAACCAGCGCACUUCAACAAUCGCAAAUUCCUCACGAAAGAUGGAAGAACCCCUCAUCGUAUCCAAGCCAGCCGCCCAGCGAUUCCCAUCACCAGCGCCAGUCAAGGCACAACCUGAGCUGGCCAACUCCGGGCCACAAGAAGCUGCUCCUGUACUCACCAACAACCUCCGAGUACAAGAGCCAGUUUCGGUAAGAGGCUCAUCCCUGAGCCCGUCACGAUCGACGCGUUUCUCCGACAGACUCUCGUCGGAUCUUGCUCUUGGUCGCAAACACGAACCAUUACCAAGGUCCAUCUCACCAGCAAAGUCUGCUCUAAAGCAUCACUCUCCCGCGCCGAGUGGCUCUCCAUCCGACCCAAAUGCUCUGAGGCCUCGAGGUGCUAGUGUCACUCCGAGCGAAUCUUCGGACAUGUCCACGGCUGAUGCGGAUGCGCCUCCCAGGCGGAAGAAGUCUGUUCGCGUGAGUUUCGAUGCUGAACCGGAGGUCGUGGGCGUGAGCUUCCCUGCUCAACCUAUUGAAAGCCCAAACAAAGAUAAAAAGGGUUGGCUUGGUCUCGGCAAGAACAAGCCACCUUUAACCACAAUUCCUUCGAAUGACGAUAUGGAGGAAUUGAUGAAGCCUCGGCCUCAGCUUCCAUCAUUUGGGAGUGUCCGGGGCCAAAAGUUCCGUGAUGGAAGUGAUACGGCUACGUCACCAUCCACGAAAUCAACGGAUAGCCGCGCUUCGAUGAUGGCUACCGAAAGCAAGCCUGAGCCAUCGUCAAUUGCAUCGUCUGACACUUCUUCAAGUUCAUUCAAUCCUGCUUUCAGUGGAGCAUCAAAUGAUCACGUCGUUGGCGCUAUCUUUGCACAGGAAGCUCAAAGAAAAGCUGAGCAAAACGCAAGACUGAAUGAACCGUUGCCUCCAGAGGUGACUUCUGUGGAAGGUGGAAUAUCAUACAGUGAUACAGAAAGUGAAGCUUCUGAAGAUGACCAGCCACCACCCAGUCUUCCAGCCGCCCACGCGACCGUUGUGAGGGCCAUUCCAAUAGAGCCCGAAAUACCCACGCCUGCGGUAGCCCAACCUCCUCCGCAAAGAGAGGUGCCUAUCGUGGCUGUCUCGCCUCCUACUCCUGCGCUUGAGCAAUCAGCUAAGAACGAUCAAUGGCAAGUGGAAGUACCAGGCGGUUUCCCCGUCUCCUCAAGUGCCCUUGCGCAACUCAACCAAGCCAACCAAGCUCCUCCUGGCACUGGAGAGCUAGCAUUUACUCCCGGUCAAGGUAAUGAUGCCUCGAGUGAGACGGAUUCCGACAAUGAUAGCAUCUAUAGUGAUGCUGCGGAAGAUCCCUCUGAGAUGGAUGGUACGGGGUUUGGCUCAAUCGACGCCAUCGUUGACAGCCCUAUCAUUACUACUCCAAUCAAACGCUCCGAAGUAAUUCCGGAAAGUCCACUGUCUAGAGUGGCGGAACCACGGCCUCUGGCAGAAUCGCAACCGGGCACGGUAGUUGCAUCGUGGGAAGAAAGCCAAGCUAGAUGGAGACGCCUUGCUGAGCAGAGCAAACAGGGACCUCUGAGUUCCCAAGCUGCAGACUUACAGACUUCUGUACAAGAUGAUACCCGCGAACAGGCUCAGCCAAACGCCCCCAAACCACUUCAAUUGCCUGCCGAGGAAAGCACCUCUCGGCCAGUCCAGACAAGAAAGAAGAAAAAGAAGUCUACUGCGGAAAUUGCUGCUCUGGCCUCUGUGCCUGUCGCAGCUCAAGCAGCACGAAGCUCUCAACUUGAUUCGCCUAUCCUCCAGAAGAGUCAGCCAUCUUCAUAUCCCGCCAUUAAUAACGACAGGCGUGAUCCCUCACAAUCCCAAUCCUUCCGACACUCGAUGCGCAACGCUUCUCCACCGACUUCCGAGCCUCACUUCAAACAGUCAAUGCGUAACCAAAACCGCAAUUCGUUGCCAGUCACUGGGACCGCCCCACCAAAACAGAAAAGGUAUUCGCAACCUUCGAAUCCCCCCUCCGUGCACGCUCAGGCUGCAGCGAGAGCUCCAACACAGUCCCGAGCGGCCUUGCAGAAGAAGCAUAUUCCUUCGCAACCCGCCGCUGGAGCUGGAGCUGCAUCAGCCGUCACGGCAUCACGUGUCAAGCCAGUACCAGUUCCUGUGAACAACGACAGCGAUUCGGAGAGCUCUUUCAGAAAAGCACGUCGGUCCAAGUCAAAUGCUGGAGGGAAAUAUACGAUGCGUAGGAGCAUGCGAGGAGCUCCUGCAGACACUUCAUCCUCUCAAGGCAGCGCACGUAAUGGGGUCCGGUCCGUGUCACCGGUUGGGCGACGGCAAUUUUCGCCACCUGCAGGACCUCGUACGAUGAGAACAUCCAUGAGGAGCUCGAUGGACAACACUCCUACCCUUCGUGGCCCGGUCGACAACAGGUCCUCAGAAAAUAAGCGUUCUGCUUCUCUAUUUGGUCGCCGUCCUAAAAGUCCACCUCCUGCUGUUCCUGCUAUAGGAGGUCAGCACUUUGCUGCUAGCCGCAGCAAAUCUCGAGUUGUUGAUUCGGACGACGAGGGUGAUGCACCGAGGCGCCCCAAGUUCCGGUCCCGAUUUGCGGACGAUAGCGAUGAUGAGCCUGAUGCGCACUACACACCUGUACGGGGCAUUCCAAGAAGGGCGAACGAAACCGACUCAACCGAUCUCGAGGAUAGCUCGGAUGAGGAGAAAGUUGCAGCCCGGACGCCGCCCAAACUUGCAAUUCCAGCCAACGCUGCGCAACCCGUUAGUGAGCCAUUGUCUCCCAAUAGCGAAAAGAAACGCGGCCUGUUUGGUCGAUUCCGGAGUAAGAAGCCCAAGGAUGAAGCUUUGUCACCGGUGGUUGAAAGUCCAAAACCAGUCUCUAGCAAACCGUCACACCUCGGCUUUUCGUCUGGUUCUGAACGCGACAGAAUCAUCGCCGAAACUCAGGCCAGGCUAGAAGAAGCGAAGUACGGACCGGCAAUCGACCCGGCAGCAUCGUCUCAAGGACACGCGAAGCUUCAACGGCGCCAUCAACCCCAGCGGGUCAUGAGCGACUCAUGGCCUCUUCCUCCCAAAAUUCCUGACCAUUUGGACAACCGACCUGGGACGGCAGAGAGUGCGCCUGUUGUACGCAAUGGAACCACCAGACUUGCGGAAGGCAGCAUGAGGACGGGCACUUAUGAGGUACAGGCUGUUGGUCGAAGUGGGAAGAAGAAAAGAUUCCCAAUGCUUCGAAAAGCCUUUGGGCUGAAAGACUAGGGGUCAUGCCGAAGGAUCUACUUUUGUGUCUGGUAGCCUGCUGAGCAUAUUGUGAAGUGGCAACCAACAAUGUUUUCAUUUCUUCAUUCGAAAAACUGUGACCAAUCAAGUAAUGGUCUUCACCAACGGCAUACAAUUUUCCCAAGCACUAGACGAAGGAAGGACAGAAUGACGACACUCGCUCACACAUGGAGCAACUUUCUCUUGACUUUCAAGGAUAAUUUGAAGCGAUGGGAUGAUAGACAAGAGUGUCAGCUAUGAAAAGGGUUUGCAUGCAGAGGUUUGGUGUGUCGAGUGUCUUUGAUAUCUUCAUGUCUCUUGUGCAGGGAAAAAAAGAAUGGGUACUGGGGCAUCGAGAUCGAUCUACAGACAAGAUCUGGUCUUGAAAAGCGCCGAAAAGUCUUCUUGCGUCAGUGUUUGACAACGAAAUGGACGCCAGGUGGAUAAAGCAGGGCGUCGUAAGGAAUACGACCAUUUAAUCAGAGCUCAAUAUAACUCCCAUAAUUCUUAAUCCUAUGUCUUUUGGCU